This is a messenger RNA of Trichobilharzia szidati, 3928 nucleotides long. The record is from the annotation of a GenBank genome assembly. Lineage: Eukaryota; Metazoa; Platyhelminthes; Trematoda; Strigeidida; Schistosomatidae.
AUCGGAUGACCUUUAGCGGGCAAUUCAAAUGUGCGCAUGGUUCGGUCUUGUUCAAGCUGGAAGAAGACGAAAGAAUACGAAUUAAUACUUUGUACAGGGUAUUGAUUUCAACUGCCGAACAAUACAAUUUAUUAAGAUCCUUUGUGUUUUGGAAAAUAAGGUCUUAAUUGUGCGCAGUAAUUGUUGGUUCGGGAGUCUUCGGAGAUAAUACGAACUUAUUGUCAAAUUACUUGACUGUUUUCUUAUUCUUUUCUUCGAUCUUCGAGGCGCCUUCUGCAACCUUUUUGGAGAGUACUUACUUGGUCUUGCGACAGCAUCUGUAAACAGGGAUAAUCGCAACGCAAUUUGGAUCUUUUUGGUGACGUUGAAUGAUGCCUGGGCCAAAGAAGGGACCUGGCAUUUUGGAAGCAGACAGAAAAGUAAGUGAUGUUGAGUUGCCUGUUAUGUGUGAUGAUGUGUAUGAUGUUCAGCAUGAUAAGCUUGAUGUCAAUGUUUCGCCGGAAGUGAAAGUGUUGGGUUCUAAAGUCAAUGAAGCGAUUGUUCUUCAAUCUUAUGGCUACUGUCGCUCGAAGCGUUGGUUAAGAGAGCAAAUAGAUAAAGGCUUUGUUCAGGCCUCAAAUGUCAAGCAAAUGAUGUCGGAAGUGGCAGACAAGAACAGACAGGUGGUUGAUCCUGUUCCAGCUGAUAUUAUAAACGUUUUUCAUGCCCUUAAAACCUGGCAUAGGAACGAUACCAUCAACAGGGUUUAUCGUUUGUUUGAGGAUUGGGACAUGGGCGUGUGCCGCAUGUGUGGGGCGAUAGUGCCACGGCGUGAUAAUAAAGUUAUGCUUCGGCCGGCCUCCUAUUGCCUGAGGGAGUUGAGAAUGUAUAGUGUUCAAAGAUUGUGUGAUCUGAUAUUAGUGGAUGUUGAAGAAGUACAUGAUUUGGACAGUAGACUUAAAAACUUGGAAUAUCUAGAGAAAAGUUUGAAGGUGAACUUAGAAAAUGGUGUCAUAAGACAGGUGGUGGAAAAUGGAUUGUGCAGGCCUGAGUAUAUGUGUGAUUUCUACCGAGGUUGUGAUUCUAGCAAGGAAGUAUUCGUUGGUAUACUAGAUAAGCAGCAUCUUUAUAGAGAGUCCAGUUAUAGUAAGGCCUUACAGUCCAAUUGGAAUAAAUUAAUGCACAGUUUGAAUGGUAACAUUGAUAGCACCCAGCAUCGGUUGAAAGCUCAUUAUUUGGAUUAUUUUGGUCUGACUGUACAAGAGAAGAAUGAUGUUGGCAGCACUAUUAGACAGGGGAUAGUUAUAGUGCCUAAUAUAACUGUAGAGCGGUAUUAUUCAAGCUGGGAGAUGGUGGAUGGUGAACCUGUGGAGAAGGAUGUGAACAACGUUGUGGUGGAGGUAACAUGGGGUUGUGAGUUUGAUAGGCGGAUUGCUUUGAAGGGCGUGAGUCUGGAGAUACUAAGUGGUGCCGGCCCAGCGGAGGUGUUAGCCGCUAAGUUGUUAGGUAGUACCAUAAUUAGACAAAGGGAGACCACGUGGAAGUUGGUUGAUUGCAUUGGUCGAGUUGGAUUUUUGGGCAGAUCGUUUGAUGUUGGACUGGUGUUGCUAAGUAUUUUCAAGGACAAAGUAUUGCAAGAUCUGGCUCAAAAUGUUGUUGGUUGGACAGGUUUGUUAAACACCAAUGAGUUACCGUGUAAUUGGGUAACGAAGUUUUACCGGCGACGCAUGAAAACGAUAGUGUGGCGGAUCAGUUUGAACGAUUAUCUUGAUUUUAUGCAUGGUGUGGACUUGAAGAAAGACCCGUACAAGCUAUCCCGCAUGCAUCGAAGGGUGGUAAGUGUGUUACAGCAAGGGAAGAAGACUUCAAAGGAGUAUGAAUCAUUAGUAUUGGGCUUGUGGAGUGCAGAGAACACACGCUGUAAAAUAAAAUACUCAUACGUCGCUUCUGGGUAUAGUACGUUGGUGCUGGAUUUGUGCAGUGAUACCAGUACCGUGUUGGAGUACCAUGUCCUAGAGGUAGGGGGAGAUAGAGAAGAUGGGGACAUAGUCAUAGAUACUGAAGAGUGUGAUACUGAGUGUGAGUUCAACCCUGCCUUAAUCAACGGUCAAUGGGCAAAACAGAUUGUUACUCCGGGUCUCAAUUAUGAACAGUUGAAAUACAAUAGGAGUAUGUUGGGAAUGAUAUGCAUGGCAACUGAACAGCGAAGGGGUAUGAAAGUGGGCUUAAUGACUGGACUGGAUGAUAAGGUCAUAAAGGAUGAUGGUGACCCAGGACUGAGAUACGGAGUACUGGUGCAGAUGAAUUUGCUUGAAUACACUGAUUAUUAUGCGAAUGGAUCCUCCGGUGUUAAACAGCCUAAUCUAGCAAUAGUAAUAGAUGUGCUAGAUGUAAGAAGUAUGGUGUCAAAAGCAAUAACAGCUAUGAGUUCCUCCGUGGAUAAGUGGGAGAUCAAUCUGGAUAAUAAGGGGGAGAGAGGAAUUGAAUUGGGCACUCCGGAUGCAGCGAUGUUUGUUAGAUGUCGUGGUUUAUUACCUUGGGCGGAGUUGUUGUUCGGACCUAGUGUUAGUCUGACGGUGUCGUGCAGUUGGCUUGUAAUUGGAGAUUGCAAUUAUCGAGUUAAAGAAGUGAUGAAGAAGAGGUUGAUGGGCAUUAAUCGACCUGAACUUUAUACGUCCACUUACGGAUUUGCUGUUGGAUGCAAUUUGAAUGAUGUCUAUCAUGUUGAUGAUAUUGAGUUGUAUGGGCGCCGUGAGAGGUCGAUGAGUAGUAUGGCCCAAUAUGAGGGUAUUAAUUACCGCUUGGACGAGCAAACAAUAGUACCGAGGGAGGGUGCUUUCCGUGUGGUAGUGGGGCCUAUGGUGCUGAUAGAUGGAGCUAUAAUCAUGAAAAACUACGCUGUGGUGUUUCGGGGUGAUGAUUUAAAAAUGGGGCGAUUUAGAAAGCUGGAAGUUGACAAAAUCGUCGGUACACGGAUAUUGAGGAAUAAUAUGAAGUAUGAUACGUGGUUGGAGAGCAUCAGUAAUACUGAAUACGUGCUUGAUCAAAAGCAGACAUGCGAUUUAGACACUGUAGAAUUGUUGAGAUCGUGUUUUAUCGGAACAGAGGAUGCAGUGACGGAUAAGACUUCUGCAGGUAAAUGACCUCUAUGAGUAAUAUGCAGUAAUGAUGGGUUUGGUGAGGACAGUGGAAGUUUGGACAAAAUAUGACACGUUGAUGCGAGAUAUUCGAAGAUUAUGAUUGUUUGAGGUGUUAGAGGACAGAUCAGAGAUUGGACAAUCCGACGCUUUUCCAACUUAGGGAAUCAACCUGAGAAGGGUUGUAGGCGUACUGCUGUAAGUCCUACAAUUCUUCAAGGGUAGCUCGUCAAGGCAGAAUCCACAACAUUUGAUGUAUUGAUUGUACACAUAUAUCUGUGUUAAGUAAUAAAGUUGGUUCCAAUUUAUCUAAUUGCUGGUUAAUUUUAUAGUUGUCGCAUUGUGUGAAUCAUCUUGUAAUGUUAUUGUAAGUACUUCUGAAGUCGUUCCUAGUCUUCUACAACUGUAAGCGAAUCGAGUGGUGUUAGAGUCAUUGUACACGAUUGGAUACGCCUGGGAGGGGGAUUGUGCGCGAGUGACACGAAGCAACCAACACCCCGAGGACCAGAUCACUGGUGGUACUGUCGACAGAGAGUGCGAAGGAAAGUUUCGAUCACUUAGGAAGGUCCUACACACGGGGAGGUGUACAGGUUUGAUGUAGCAUGCUUGUUGUAUGUUGGGCUUUUGUGUCUUGCUUUCCGUUUUAGCCUAGUCCCGGUUCCCGGCCCAGGUUCCCGCGUUGGCAGUUCAGUUCAAGGUUAUUGGCAUGAUGGAAGAAAAAGGGAUGGACGAAUAAAAAUACAGUACUUUCCUUGUAAAACAUUUGUUAACAUACUUUGUACUGAUCUUGAUUUUAAUUGCCAAACAAUACA